This is a messenger RNA of Maylandia zebra (zebra mbuna), 850 nucleotides long. NCBI's taxonomy places the organism in Eukaryota, Metazoa, Chordata, Actinopteri, Cichliformes, Cichlidae. The record is from RefSeq and is a predicted model, not a curated record.
AUUAGUGCUGAAGACCCAAAGAGAGAUAAAGAGUCUUUGGGAUGCUUCACCGUCAAAAGAAGAGUGACUCUACAGACUGCUACCAAAAGGGUCACCUGCAGAGUCCACCAGCGUGAGAUAAACACAACCAGGGAGUCAACGAUUUACAUACCAGAUGAAUGCAUGAAAUCCUCCACUCGAAUCGUCGCAAUUGCUAUGGUGGCGACCGUCAUAGUGUGCACACUAAUCUGUGCUCUGUGCUCUUUUUAGUCAAGAGAGGUUACUUGUCUGUGGGAGGACAAAAAUCGAGCUUGGAGAAAGAUGAGAUCAAGCGAUUAACUAAAGAGCUGAAAGACCUCAAAUCCAGGCAGAGUCCAGCACAACAGUCCAGCCAGUCUACAAAUAACCCUAGAUCCUCACCAGGCACCUCAAAGCGUGACAUCCCACCCCCACCAAAGUCUUCCUACCACAGCAAGCUCCUUAAGCCAGCAUCCUCAGCCAACGGCAGCCAUCCAAAAUCUGGCACCUUACCCCAGACUAAGGACUCAAAACCUGUUGCGUUAAGACAAAAUCCGGCACGCAGCCCACAGAUGAGAAGAAGCAGUCACGGCAGCAGUUCUGCUGUCUCAAUAACUAAUGAUGCUGCGUCAUUCAAUCCUCCUCCAGAUUCAAAAGACAAACCUCUUCCCCGUUCGACGAGUCUGUCUGAGAAACGGCCUCGUAAUGUCAUUGCAAAGUCUCCACGCAGGAAUACUCUCUCAGGCAUUUCCAACAACCCCUACGGUGUCCUGGCAGAUUUAUCAGAAGAUGACAAUCCGCUGAUCGGAUAAAGAGGGAUAACCAAAUGUGAUCAGACAGGUUUAAAAAUUGU